UUCCGCACGGAUCAUUUGACCGGUCAGACCAACGUCACACGUGCAGUCUUCGGGUCUCUUAAAAUUCUCACUUAUUUUGACGAUUCUGACUUAGGAAAUAGGCUGUCAAAGUCAUUAACUGGCGAUUUAUGGCCUCCCCCGCUAAACAAAAUGACAGUGACGAUGACGACGUUUUCGCAGAAGCCUUCAAGCGCCAUAAAUACAAAAAUGCCUUCAAUGAAGACAAAUGGGAAGAGGAGUUUGAUAAAAUACCCAUGUUCAUGAAAACGGUACCCGAUGAGAUCGACCCCAAAGACUAUCCCGAGCUCGCUCAUCUCCAAGCGAUCAUCCACGAUGAAGACCGGACCCCAGAGGAAAAAGCGCACAGUUUGAAGAAUGAGGGCAAUGAAUUUUUCAAAGAAAAGAAUUACCAAAAGGCCAUAGUGGCAUACACGGCAGCUUUGAAGAAUAAAUGCGGUGACCAAGAUCUGGAUACUGUUCUUCUCACCAACCGAGCCGCUGCACACUUUCAUCUUGGGAACUUGCGAUCUUCACUGAAUGAUGCUGCAGCUGCAAAGAAGAUCAAACCGGACCAUCUUAAAGCCUUGAUUCGAGGUGCUCAGUGUUGCGUUGAGUUGCGGAAAUUCUCGACAGCCGUUCAGUGGUGUGAAGAGGCUCUUAAAGCUCAUCCUACAGAUAAGAAGUUGCUGGAGCUGAGGACAACUGCAGACAAACACAAAAGGUCAGCCGAAAGAGAUGCGAGAAAGGCCAAGGUCAAAGAAAAGAAGUUGAAUAAUGAGAAAGAAGCUCUCAUGGCUGCAAUCAAGGAACGAGGCGUCAAGCUCCUCAAGCCCGCGAAGCCUCAUCAGUCGGGUUCAGACAGCGACCAUGACGACGGGGCCUCGACUGAAAUAGCCGAGCUGAGCUCGGAUGGUCUCAGCUCUCACAAGGCCACGGGAGCUCAGGUCUUCCUAGAUGAGCAGCGUGUCCUGCAUUGGCCUGUGAUGUUCCUCUGUCCGGAACAUCAGCAGAGUGACUUCAUCUCUGCUUUCUGCGAGAACAGCAGCUUUUUCGAUCACUUUGCUGUCAUGUUUGGGGACGAACUCCCACCUUGGGAUGUGGACAGAAAAUAUCACUUGCAAAAUCUGCAGCUGUAUUUUGAGGAUGAGGAGAGGGAGACGCUCUACAAAGUUGACCCAGAAACGUCACUUUUAAAAGUAUUGCAACACAAAAGGUUUUUUGUCAAGGUUGGCACGCCCAGCUUCAUCAUUUUAGUUAAUGGCUCGACAUUCCGGAAGCAAUAUUUAACCGGAAAGAAAAUCUCGGCGUUGUGAAAAUGCUGCCCUUCAAUUUUUAUCUGAUGAAGAAAAUUGACUGUUGUGCAAAUGGGAGCAAAAAGGGCUCGCCAACCUUUUCGAAACUGACUGAGCACUACUUCAUUGAUAAGGAUGUAAAGCUUUGCUCAAAUGAUCUUUUAUAUUCAUAUUGAUCAUGUUUAUGAAUACUGAUCAGGGAAUGUUGAUCUAUAUUUGUCAAGCCCUUUGAGUCGUUUCUGUGAUUAACGGCUAGAGAAAUAAACAGGACUUUCUUUUAACCUGCUAAGAAACUGAUAAAUGUAAAGUUGAUGAAUGAAGUUUAUGAAAAAAGUUCUUUCAUAACACAGUUUGCCAGGUGCCCCUCAUCAAAACAUAUUGAAUAGCAAGAUUUGAAAAUCCCAGACCGUCCCCCCCCCAAAAAGUCAGUUGUUCAUUCAUGGUAUUGUUUAUAGUUAUUGUUUAAUAAAAUCCCAAAACAUAUUCCAA
Molecule: messenger RNA, 1781 nt
Organism: Syngnathus typhle (broad-nosed pipefish)
Lineage: Eukaryota; Metazoa; Chordata; Actinopteri; Syngnathiformes; Syngnathidae
Gene: ttc4
Product: tetratricopeptide repeat domain 4
Exons: 10
Coding region: 129-1313 (394 amino acids)
Molecular function (GO): Hsp90 protein binding
Source: RefSeq, a predicted model, not a curated record